AAUUUUGUUAAAGUUUCUGACAAUCGAGCGUGUUUGGUACAGAGUAGUAGAAAAGAGGCCGGUCAGUGAUGCUUCAUUGGAUCGUUGGUGUGGCGUCUGUCUGCAUGCUGGUACUAGGUGCACCCGACAACCGAGGUACCAAAUUUGUCAUCGGGUUUAUGGAAAAUUAUGCCACCAGCUACAAUCUAGAAAUAUUUGUAACAACGUACAAAGCCGGUACGGUCACUGUGUCUGUGACGUCACCAAAAUGGACGAGUCCUUCCAUCAGCCAAUCAUUUACCGUGGCUGCUGGAACUGUAAAGCAGGUAUUCGUCAGCAACAGCCUGAGAAUGGCGGGAUCCGGAAAAAGUAGCAAAGGAAUCCUCGUCACAGGUUCUGAUGAAAUCGUAGUCUAUGGUUUGAACAAGGAGGCAAACUCAAACGAUGGCUUCCUGGCACUUCCGGUCGACGUUUUGAGUACGACGUAUUACAUUGUAACGUACUGGCCUUCCACCUAUAAAACGGAAUUACUGGUGGUCGGUAUUUAUGACAGUACGACAGUAACGGUGCAGUUUGGUCCAAACUCCGGGUUAAACGUCACUUACAGCGGUCAAAAUUACUACCAGAACGACAAGAUUUCUUCUACUCUACACUCGUACCAGACAUGGCAAAUUCAGGCCCCGGGAGACAUGACGGGUUCCAAAAUUACAGCGAACAAAGCCAUUUCCGUCUUUAGUGGCAACGUUCUCACCAAAAUCGCCACAGGGUCAAGGGAUCACAUUGUCGAACAUCACGUGCCGGUAGAUAAAUGGGGGAAGUCUUUUGCAACGGUGCCCAUUCCAGGUCGAACCAUUGGGGACUACUUUCGGUUUGUGGCCAGCGAUUACAACACAACGGUGUCCGUAGUCGGCCUGAACAAUGGUCAGUCUUUUACAGAGACUUUUGUAUUGUCUGUCGCUGGUACUUGGAUCCAGAAAGAGUACAGUUCUAAGUUCUAUUCUCUCAUCACUGCAACAAAGCCGAUAUACGUGAUGCAGUUCUCCAAAAGCCAAGCCUGCUCGUCCUGCACAGUCGCUGACCCGGCCAUGAUUAUCAUUCCACCGAUUGAACAGUAUGCUUCUGACUACGUGUUCACAACACCGAAAAAGUCGGCAGGGUCUUUCACUAACUAUUUCAUGUUUGUAGUGAAAGCAUCGGAAAAAGCAGGGAUUCGAGUCAACGGCGCCUCUGUCUCGCCCACUUAUAACAACUAUCCCGGCGGGCAGUAUGUGGGCGGCUUUAUUUCCUUGCCCGAGGGCACGCACGAAAUCCGGCACACUUCCCCCAAUGUCGUGUUUCUGGGCGCCUUGUAUGGACGAGCGAGCUACGAAUCUUACGGAUUUCCAACAGGAAUGAGAAUGGCCUCGAUUAAUACACCGUGUACUGUUUCUACAAUGGCCGUUGGAGAUGGAAUAGACAACGACUGCGAUGGGAAGAUAGACGAAGAACUCUGCACUUUAGUGAAUAAUUACGCCGAUGAUGAUGGUGACGGGGUUGCAGAUGAAGACUGCGCCAAACCUUAUCCAAUUGACGGAGUGUGGACUGCAUGGGAAAGAUGGGGCCCUUGCGCAUGUGCAGGAGGUGGAGGAUCGCGCACGCGCAGACGCAUGUGCGACAACCCGGCUCCACAGUAUGACGGAAAGAAUUGCGCAGGAUCGGAUGUGGAGACUGAUACAACAUGUUCGCCUUCUGCCGGGUGUCGGUUAAACGGUAACUGGGCGCUUUGGGGUUCCUGGACUUCCUGCUCGGUAACUUGUGGGUCGGGGACCCAAAGCCGAACCCGAACCUGUACCGAUCCAGCCCCAGCUAAUGGAGGCAGCACCUGUUCCGGUAAUAGUACUGCGUCCCAGGCAUGUAAUACUCAGAACUGUCCAAUUGAUGGGGAUUGGACAGCAUGGUCACAGUUUAGCAGCUGUUUUUACAUCUGUGGAAGCAGUCAAUCAAAUCGCUCGCGCACUUGUACGAACCCGAGCCCUCAAUAUGGAGGAAAGACUUGCAGUGGAGAUGCCAGUGAAUCCCAAUCAUGCACAGGGACUUGUGCUAAGGACGGAAAUUGGAAUUCUUGGAGUAUCUGGAGCCCCUGUACCAAGACCUGUGGUUCGGGGGUGAGAGCCCGUAACAGGGACUGUAAUAACCCAGUCCCCAGUAACGGGGGUAAGGGGUGUGCAGGGGACCCCUCAGACUUCCAGACAUGUAACCCCACGGAUUGCCCUACUGUCGCUCCUGGAACAUACGUUCAGACCUGCCCCACGGGAUGGUUUUCUUGUCAGUCCGGGGCCAUGACCUGUAUUGCAAUGACCAUGAAGUGCGACUGUCAAGAUGACUGUGAUGACGGAAGUGACGAAUCAGUCACGUGGGCAAGCUGUCUAGCCAAUACGACCUCAUGUAACCAUGCUCCAGAGUUUGGAGCAAACACGGUACACUUUAUGCUACCUCUUCUGAUUUCCUUUUUCUGCAUCCUUCUGUAUUCAGUUUGAAUCGGCGAAGACAAAGUUCCAAUGGAAUCACUUUAAAAUCAAUAACAUUCGUUGCAUGUAAACAAUCUGUUAUCAUUAUUUGAAUAAAAAGAAUUUAUUUUCUACAGUUUA
This is a messenger RNA of Magallana angulata, 2606 nucleotides long. RefSeq lists its product as uncharacterized. The record is from RefSeq and is a predicted model, not a curated record. The transcript has 11 exons. The coding region runs from base 69 to 2495 and encodes 808 amino acids. Lineage: Eukaryota; Metazoa; Mollusca; Bivalvia; Ostreida; Ostreidae. Gene Ontology annotation, molecular function: protein binding.